Messenger RNA from Bombina bombina (fire-bellied toad), 1328 nucleotides. Its product is annotated as eIF-2-alpha kinase GCN2. The record is from RefSeq and is a predicted model, not a curated record. The transcript has 10 exons. Lineage: Eukaryota; Metazoa; Chordata; Amphibia; Anura; Bombinatoridae. The coding region runs from base 171 to 899 and encodes 242 amino acids.
UUACCUUUUGUUCUUUUUAGAUUUCACAGUUUAAAGGACCUCAUGCUGGAGUCAAUGUUUUACCCAAUGCUGUGGGUGUUAGUAUAGCAAUAGAUAAAAUAUCUGCAGCUCUUUCCAGUACAGAAGAACAUGCCAGCAGCUGUGACUUGUUAGUUGUCAGUGCUGGAACGAUGUCUGUAAAUCGAGCCAUUGGAAUUAUUCAGAAGCUUUGGGCUGCGGGUAUUACAGCAGAGAUCAUGCAUGACUGGUCAGAGUCCCAGGAUGAGCUGCACGAGUAUUGCAGUAACUCAGAUAUUACCUAUGCUGCUAUUAUCUCCGAUAAAGAAGGGAAUCAUGUAAAGUUAAAAGUGUUUGAGAAGGAAAGACAGAGCGAGAAAAGGAUGUUAGAGACUGAUCUAGUGGAUCAUAUGGUACAGAAGCUACGUAUGAAAGUCUCUGAUGAAAGAAAUAGCAGAGAAGCAUCAGACAGCCUGUCAGUGCAAAAUGUCAAGGGAUCAUUUGCAAACAAUCAGGGUUUGUCUGAACAACACAGUACUACACUAAGUCCAGGUAUCAGCGUCAUAUCCCCAGAAAAGCUGUCUGCCAGCGCAAGGAGACGAUUUGAAAUGCAUGUCAUUUCAAAACUUCAGACAUUUAUGACAAAUUUCCAGCAGAGAAAUAGUGAAAUAGAAAUUUUGGCAGUAGAUCUGCCAAAAGAAACUAUACAAGUAUUAUUAUCCUUAGAGUGUGCAGAUGAGCAAGUCUUCAAUGCUUCGGUGAAAACACUUAUGUCUCGAUUGCCAAAACAAAGAUAUCUAAAGACCAUUUUUGAUGAAAUUUAUACUAUCAAAAUAGAAAAACGAGUGCCAGUGCUUGUGCUGUACAGUUACAGAGACGAUUACUACAAGAUACUGUUUUAGUGCAGAGCUUUUGUACAUUAGCAUGCCAUAUAGGAUCUUGAGCCAAGACAUUUUGGAACAGAAGUGGAUUUUAAUAACAGCACUUUGAUUCUACGUUUACAAUUCAGUCCUUAAAGAUUUUGAGUAUUUCAUCCAGGAAGGAAUUUGUAUACUGUAUUAUCUUAAGGUUCAAAAAACCUUUUCAUAAGCUGUGAUCAUGUGUUCUUUAUAUUUUACACAAAGGAUGAAGGUAUUCUUUUUAUUGAUUUUGUAUACAUUCCUAUUAAGAAAACCUGUUUUAUUAGUUCAUAAAAAUGCUUAUUUAUAUUUUUGAAGAAAAAAAAAUCAGGUACUUUAUAAUCAGAGGGAUGUAUCAUCUGUUCUGAUAUUCUGACCAUUGUCUAAUAUAUGGUGAAUAAAGGCCUGUUGUUGCCUCUGUUUUUAUUUUGA